Messenger RNA from Coffea eugenioides, 1176 nucleotides. RefSeq lists its product as uncharacterized. NCBI's taxonomy places the organism in Eukaryota, Viridiplantae, Streptophyta, Magnoliopsida, Gentianales, Rubiaceae. The record is from RefSeq and is a predicted model, not a curated record. The transcript has 9 exons. Bases 76 to 894 code for a protein of 272 amino acids.
AGUUCAGUCAAUAAAAAAACUGUAAAUUCCCAAAGUAGCACAAAUCAGCUUUUCUUGGAAGCUCUUCCCACGGCUAUGACGACAACUGCCGACAACGGCGCAUCAUCACCGGAAAAAUCAAACUCAGCGCCACCACAAGGAAUAGUCCCCGCAUUUAAUGAUGAUAUCGUGGAGAAAUUAAAAACCCUAGAAGAAACCGCCUCGCCGUGGAUCGACUACGCUUUCAAACAAGCUCAAGCAGCUCAUAAGACGAUCGGGCACCACCUGCAGGAUGCAAUUGAGGUCACCAAAUCUCGGCUGGACCGCAUUCGCACCACCUCCUCCGCGCAUUUCAAUCAAACUCUAGAUUCUUUGCAAGAUGCCAAGUCUGAUUUUAAUGCUUAUGAGGACCUCGCUAUUGGGAAGAUUAGAGAGGGCUUUAAUCUUGCUGCUGCAAACCCAUUUAUUGCAGCAGGAUCUAUUUUUGCUGUAGGACUUCUUGGCCUGAAAAGGCCGAGGCGUAUAUUGUACUACAAAUUAAGGCGCCUUUUUGCGAGUGAACAGGUGUUGCUUUCAAAAGCUGAUGCAAAAGUCAAGGAAUUGAGGCAAUCAUUUGAAGUUUUGAAGGCUGAAGCUGAAAAAUUGGAGAAAGCAGCAUUGCAAGCUGAGGAGGAGAUGACACGUGGAAGAACAAAACUCAGACAAGCUGGGAAACAAAUCCAGAGUGUUGUUCGCUCAGCUUAUAAGAUAGAGAGACAAGCUGUGGGUUUGAAAGAUGUUUUACGAGACCUCCCCAGCAUAGAAGCUUCUCGUUUUCGAUCGCAAGUUUCGAACCUUGCUAAAGAGGCAAAAAAAGAAAGACGUGUUCUCAACAAAGAGGUCACAAAGAUCAGCAAUUAUGGAAUUUCUGUCUGAACGCCAUACUUGCACUUCUUCCACCUUUUUUACGCCUGUGUGGUUCCAAUUGGUUUAUCAGAUAUGCUAGAGGCAGUAUAGAUUCUUUCCGGAUUUUGUCGUAAAAUAAUUGUCUAUCUAGGAUUCAAGGGCGAAUCAGAUUUUGUGAAACCUAUGUUCGCAGAGAUCUCAUUCCUGCAACUCUCUAACUGAAGCACAUGUGAUCUUUCAUUUUACUGUAGAGCCCUAAUUUAUCUGGAGGCAAGAAUCAAGAUCAUAUAACUUUAACUGCUUCUACGACGA